Molecule: messenger RNA, 3359 nt
Organism: Westerdykella ornata
Lineage: Eukaryota; Fungi; Ascomycota; Dothideomycetes; Pleosporales; Sporormiaceae
Exons: 2
Coding region: 295-3009 (904 amino acids)
Source: RefSeq, a predicted model, not a curated record
GCCAUCCUCGCGAGACUUCACUCAACCCCAACCUGGGCAACCCUCUGCCAUCGCGCCGGACCUCCGCUUCCUCCGCCGGCCACCCGUCGUCUCGAGGAGCCUCCACCGCACCCAACCUGGCCUCACCCACCGCCCUGGCCCCUAUCUCCGCCGCCGCGUAGUGCAGCGAGGCCGCUGUGAAAGCAACGCCGGACUGUCACGCCUUCACAUCUGUUGGCCUAAGUCCCUCGCGCGUUGCAAACCUUCAUCUCGAGGCCGCACAUCGUUCAGCCGUCGUCAACUCACUCACGCACGAUGGCUGCCGCCAACGGCACCCUGACGCCUCCCGCACAGGACCCUUCUUCUUCGCCCUCUUCUGCAAAGCGAAAGCGUUCUGAUGCGGAAGCAAUUGGCCCAGUUGCCAAUGGCGCGUCCACUGCCCAUGGCAAUGUACUUGACAAGAACAACCUUGUGCCAUACCAAGCGCUUGACGACAUAGUGUCGGUGCUCGAGAGCUACGAUACGCAGCCUUCCAUUUUAAAACAACCAAUUGUUUCCUCGACGCAAAGGACGACGUCUGGCGAGUCUGAAUUGAAGCGCACCAAGCUGACGCCGGUAACAAUCGCCGAUCUCGUAAAGGCGUCCUCAUAUACGUCCCUUGAACUCUUCCAAAGGGACGUGGAGUCCGCCAUUUCGGCUGUUCUCUCCCGUUUUGAUGCCGAUGAAACGUCCUCGAUGCCCUUAACGCCGGAGAUCGCGAAGGCUCGGGCGAGCGUCCUAGCAUUCCGCAAGAUCGCGAAAGCUCUGGUAGCAAGAGAGGAAGCGCGCAGAGAUGGGGUUGUCGGAAAAGUGCAACCAGCCGAUAGCGGGUCAGAUGGCGCCGGUAUCAACGGCCAAGUCAAAGCAGAGCCAUCCCUUGACGACGAGAUGCCGGAGAGCCAGGUGGCUCUGACCUUAUACGGCACUGCGCAGGGACCUAAACAACUAUUUUCCAGCCUGCAGCAGCCGGUUAGCAUCCUCCCUGCUGGAAAGGGGCCCUCUGCUGGCUUGGACACGUCCGUGAAGGUGACUUUGCCGCUAAAUGAGUCCGCUUUGCCCAACAUCAUUUCCACCACGGAAGUGUUCCCCCUGCCGGAGGAUGACCAGAAAAGUAAAAGUAAGACCUUCGGUGAGGUCUUUCCGCCACCUCCGCACAUACCGCAGUUGAGCCCUCCCAAACUGGCAAAGCCGCAGACGGGCAGAGGAAAUACAAUCACGUUUGCUCCCCAGGAUUCAACCCCUCCAACUCGCACCAGUUCCCGCACAUUUUCCAAUCAACCUCUGGCUACCGGCCACUGGCUAGGCUAUGGAGGGGUAGACAUGCCCAAAGACGCUACUUCGCCUACGGCGAAGCAAAAGAGUCGUCAGCGUGCACUCAGCACGGGCGAAGCCCAGCUUCCCCCCUCGGAGGCUACGCUUGCUGCGGUGCAGAAAGCGAAGGAGGAUGCGCUUUUUCGGAGCGCAUUUUCGAGCUUUGCCCCUAGCAAGGAUGACUCCAUGGCCGUAGUUCCCGAAGAAACGAAGAACAUGGUUUGGUGGCACAAGGUGGGCGAAAAGCGGUUCCGGGAGACGUUCCCUAUUGAUCCUCUUCUGCUCCGUGGAGACGAAGCCAUUGAUGUUGGUGCCGAUGGUCUCCCUGAUGAAGAGACUCUGUUCAAAGAUGCCGUGGAAGACUUCAUCCCCGCAGAGCAAGAUCCUUUCGAAGGUUUGGCAAAAUCGGAAAUGGAAAAGACCACAGACGACUUGCUGCAAGAGAUCUCCGAACUAAUCGAGACGCUGGCUUCCUACCAACGUAUCCGGAACUCAUCGCUGGCGACGAAUUCUCGCACCCAAGGGGUGCAAAACUCGGCUCUGGCCUCACUUGCAGGCAAUCCAUCUACGCCAUCGUCCCAGGAGUUCGACAUAUACCACAUGCUGAAAUCUCAACUGACUAUCAUGAUCUCACAGCUCCCUCCGUAUGCCGUGGCCAAAUUGAACGGCGAUCAACUGGAUGAGCUCAACAUCAGCAGAACGCUGAUCAUCGAAACGGAAGAUCAUAAAGGCGUAUUGGAGGAGGAUCAGCUCACACGACGUCCAGUUGCUGCCAGCACCCCCUCGCUCACCCGUGUGGCCUCUACAGGAUCGUCGGCACAUUACCCCGUGUCCAGCACUCAGUAUGCACGGCCUACCGCCACACCCAGCACCGUCGUGGCUCGUCCAUCACAGUCUGCUCAUUCUUAUUACCCCCAGCAGCAGGCCGCACACCGUUCGCCGUCUGUCCACUAUCCGCGGUCGACUACCGGUGCUCCGCAGUCGUAUCAAAGCCAGGCAGUAUCCUAUAGCGCCAACACACCCAAGCCUGCGUACGGCGUCGGCCAGUACGGGCAGCAGACACCCAAGCCUACCUAUGGCCAGGCCACGACGGGCCAAUAUUAUACACAGCGACCGGCUGCACCGGCGCCUAGCUAUAGUACCGGUCCUGCUCAGAGAUACUACCAGUCCACACCCCAGCCUCAAUCCAGCCGAUAUGCUCCGCAACAGCUGCAGAACGGUUAUUAUCAACGCCCGCAGAAUGGAACCUAUAUGCAGGGAGGCACUGGCGCAUAUGCCCCUAAUCCCACCCCCAGCGCACGUACCAGUUCACCCAUGAAGCCGAUACCCUCGGUUGGGCAGGCAAACUUUCCUGCCUCUCGUGCUAGCUACAGUACACCAGUGGCCAGUGGUGCGGCGCGCAGCACUUACUAUCCGCCAGGAGGAGCUGCUGCAUCGCAGUAUGCAACGCCGCAGCCCUCUACUCCUUCUGCAGCCCCGGCUGGAGGGUAUAACGGCAUGGUUGGUAAUCAUUCGCAGAUGAUGCUUGACAGGCAACAGGCACAGUAUGCGACACAAUCACAGGCGCGGCUAGCAGCUCAGAAUACCUUCCACGGGCCCGGGUCGGGUACGCCACAGCCACCCACUCCUCAGCAUGGGAGCCAACCGCCGGCGAACGGAGCUCCCAUGAUAGCCCAAUAGGGAAUGCUCUUCGCCGAUGCUGAAGCAAAGCGAGGGAGUUGUGGUGUUGAGGUUUUUGCUGGUUGGCGUUGUUUCUGAAGACGGCGUUUGGAUACAGCAUUAGACGCGUAGGUGUUCACGGUCAUUAAAUGGGAGGAUACCAGCACGGAGUUGAAGUGGGAUUCUUCUGUGAUAUUGUAUAUCAGUAUGAGAUACUUUGGCGGUUGUUAGGCGAGAUCAGGGCCGCCCUCUGUCUGUGAGCGGCCAACGUGGAGUUAUGUUUAGCGUCUGGUGCAGGACCAGGUUUAAUCCGCAACCCUAUACCUCUGUUGACGCAUAUAAGUGUUCUGAAUUGUGCAUGUAGAAUUUAC